Messenger RNA from Closterium sp. NIES-65, 1917 nucleotides. The record is from the annotation of a GenBank genome assembly. NCBI's taxonomy places the organism in Eukaryota, Viridiplantae, Streptophyta, Zygnematophyceae, Desmidiales, Closteriaceae.
AUGGUCGGGGUUAAUCGAGAGAUUCUGGGCGGCGAAAUGCAUGUGGUGAGUCAACGAGGGUCGGCUCGGAGGGACCUGCCGAGCCUUACUGUCCGAGGCUCAUCUCCAGGUCCGGCGGAUGGAGAAGAAGCUGGUUCGGCUUCGGAGCUAGCCUCGGUACCAGGUUCGGCAGUUUUCGGUCCAGCGGGGCUCUCCACCUUGACGGCAUGCUUGGAGGUGCUGAGGCUCGCUGCCGGAGCUGACCCGGAGGCUCGGCGUCUGGAGGAUUCUGGCUUGGAAGCUGAGAUACAGGCGUGGGUGGGAAGCAGAGGGGCUGGGGACGACGAGGGGAAAGCAGCAGGAGAAGCAGAGGGAGAGGAGCUAGCAGGAAGAGCUAAGUUUGCAACAGAAGAAGAAACAGAAACAGGGGCAGGGACACGUGUGGCCUAUGAAUGCAGAGCACUGAUUCGGCGAGGUUUGGGGCACCUUGCCGAGCUUGCAGCUGCCCGGGAUAGCAGCAGAGUUGACGGUUCAGCUGCCCGAGAAAUAGACGCGGCGGAGGAGGGUUCGCCUGCCCGAAAACAGCGGUCGGAUGAUGUACAGAGUGAAGCAGUGUGUAGCGAUGCCUGGGAGAGAAGACUCCGUGCCCGUCUGUCUGGGGAUGAGGAGAGUCAGAAGCGCCGCUCCCAACGCCCCUCUCAACGCCCGUCUCAGCGCCGCUUGUCCCGCUUUCAUGCGCCUCUAGAUGACCUCAAGGGCCAAGCGGGACACACAGGCACUCGACGCCUCUUGUCCGGCGAUGAGGAGACUCAGAAGCGCCGUUCUCACCGCCCCUCUCAACGCCGCCUAUCCCGCUUUCAUGCGCCUCCAGAUGACCCCAAGGGUCAAGCGGGACGGACUCGAUACCUCUUCCCCAAGGUGUUCACCAACCCGCGCUUCCUGGUCCUAGCAUUCGCCAUGGAGCAAACCAGCAACGCCAGAGCCCACCUGCUAGAGGCAGCUCGACUGGCGAGGCUGACGGGGCGAGUGCUGGUGCUGCCACACGUGGGCAGCGGCCGCCUCUCAGUGGGGCGACAGCACCCCCUCUGCUCCUACUGGGACCUCUCCCGCCUCACCCACUCCUCCUCCUCCCCUCAUUCCUCCUCCUCCGCUCAAUCCACUCACCCCCCCUUCAACUCCUCCUCGCUCCCCCCAUCGCCCCUCCCAUGGCCCCUCCCAUCGCACCUCCCAGUUGAGUGGGUCUCGCCUGACCUCUUCCUCCUCCUCGCCCGCUCCUCCCUCCCCGCUGCACCAUCUGUCGGCUUCGUGUGUGUUGAAACACCCUCCCUCAACCGGCCCUGCUUCGAUUUCGGGGAGGUGGCAUCUGGGCUGGGUGCCAUCCUCACCUACUCCCUCGGUCAGCUUCCCACUCGUGCCAACACUCAGGUCAUUACAGUCCGCAAAGCCUCCCGAUUCCUCACAGCCUUCCAAAAGUGGCAGCACACAGACGUGGUGGUGUGGGUGAAAACGACCUACAAGAGGAUGGCUAUCCGCCCGCCCACGUCCCUCCUCGUGCCCGUCCUGCUGCCCUACCACCCGCGCUGGCACACGCUCGCCCGCUCCAUCGCCUCUGCCCUCCCCCACCCGUUCAUCGCGCUUCACUUGCGAUCCGAGUACAUCGCAUGGCUUGUGUGCUCUCUCUCUCACCCGUUCAUCGCGCUUCACUUCCGCUCCAAGUACAUGGCAUGGCUCGAGUGCUCUCUCUCUCACCCGUUCAUCGCGCUUCACUUCCGCUCCGAGUACAUGGCAUGGCUCGAGUGCUCUCUCUCUCACCCGUUCAUCGCGCUUCACUUCCGCUCCGAGUACAUGGCAUGGCUCGAGACACAGGGAGGGAAGCUGCAGCAGGAGCAGAAGAUAGGCAAGCAGAUGCACUGGUGCGCGGCAGAGGAAAGUUGUUGA